UUGCCAAUCCGUAUCCCCAAAUCGAUAACCAGGAAGAAAACAUGAACGUAGCCGAGCGGCUAAUGCUAACUAGUGUUGCGUUAAAUGUUUUAAGGUAGUUAUAAAACUGAAGAUUACUUAAUAAUACUUUAAAUUUAGAAUUUAUAAGAGACUGACACAGUGUUACGGAUAAAAGUGACUGAAGAGAUGCAGGCCGGUGACCCAGUGGUCGGAGCAUCAGUAGGGGUGUCUGGCAUUCAGAGUCGGUCUGAGGAUGAAGAGUCGCUUGGUGUCAAAGAUGUGAAAAGGACAGCAACACAAGCUUUUGGGGGUGGUGUUCCCAAGAGGAGAAGUUCCUCCAGGUCAAUAAAAAGAAAGAAGUUUGACGAUGAGCUGGUGGAGAGCAGUCUUGUGAAGUCGUCCAGUAGAGUUAAAGGGCCUCCUGUCAUAGAGCCUAUUCGCUGUUUGGGCAGCGAACCUUUAUCUAUUGAAAAGAAAAAGGUGACAAAAUCAGGAACUGCUCUUACACCACCUCUUGCCAUGGUAUUAAACCCUUCACCUCUGCCCAAAAGAGUAAAGAAAAGCAAGCAGCCUUUACAUAUGACCAAAGACUUGGGACGCUGGAAACCCACAGAUGACCUUCUGCUAAUAAAUGCGGUGCUUCAGACUAGUGAUCUAACUUCUGUCCAUCUGGGGGUCAAGUUCAGCUGUCGCUUUACUUUGCGGGAAAUUAUAGAGAGAUGGUAUGCUUUGCUCUACGACCCUGUCAUCUCAAAGUUGGCAUGGCAAGCCAUGCGGCAGCUUCACCCAGAGGCAAUCGCAGCAAUCCAGAGCAAAGCUCUCUUCAGUCAGGGUGAACAGGCGCUGCUGGCCAAGAUUGGUUCAACCAGUCAGCCCAAAAUGGACGUUUUCCAGGAGCUUCUGAGCAAACACCCCGGCAUCUUUCACUCAUCUCGCACCCCCAAGAGCCUGAUGGUUCACUGGCAGCUGCUGAAGCAGUACUACCUGCUAGAUGACCAGAGUGUACAGCCCCUUCCUAAAGGUGACCAGGUCCUCAAUUUUUCAGAUGCUGAGCAGAUGGUUGAUGAUGUCAAAUUAAAGGAUAGUAGAGACGAGGUGUUAGAACACGAGCUGAUGAUCUCAGACCGUCACCAGAAACGGGAGAUCCGACAGUUGGAACAGGAGUUGCCCCGGUGGCAGGUUCUUGUGGAUAGCAUCACAGGGAUGAGCAUGCCUGACUUUGACAAUCAGACACUUGCGGCGUUACGAGGACGAAUGGUGCGGUACCUUAUGAGAUCAAGAGAGAUUACACUGGGGAGAGCGACGAAGGACAAACAGAUAGAUGUAGAUCUGUCACUAGAGGGACCCGCUUGGAAAAUAUCCAGAAAACAAGGAAUAAUUAAACUGAAGAAUAACGGAGACUUCUUCAUCGCUAAUGAGGGCAGACGACCCAUCUACAUCGAUGGCCGACCGGUCCUGUCAGGCAACAAGUGGAAGCUAAACAACAACUCUGUGGUGGAGAUUGCAGGUCUUCGUUUCGUCUUCCUAAUUAACUUGGAGCUUAUCUCGCUGAUAAAAGCCGAAGCCGCUAAGAUGACUCAGCAGUAAAAGGCAGCCAGCAGCAGUGUGUCUACGGCAUGCCCACCGAGAAACGGACUCUCAGUAAUCGUGACCCUCAGUGUGAAUCUUCAAUGUGGUAUAUGGAUGUUUUAUUUUGUAAUGCAGACACUCAUGGUUGAGUCCUGUUGUGUCCGUUUUUCAGAGCAUUGUAUUUAAAUUCUCACACCAAGCAUUUUUUUAAAUAAUAAACUUGUUUAGCUUAUGUCCUA
Messenger RNA from Girardinichthys multiradiatus, 1808 nucleotides. RefSeq names its product microspherule protein 1 (gene mcrs1). The coding region runs from base 187 to 1587 and encodes 466 amino acids. The transcript is spliced from 14 exons. The record is from RefSeq and is a predicted model, not a curated record. Gene Ontology annotation, cellular component: NSL complex; Ino80 complex; MLL1 complex. Gene Ontology annotation, biological process: positive regulation of transcription by RNA polymerase II. Gene Ontology annotation, molecular function: protein binding; G-quadruplex RNA binding. NCBI's taxonomy places the organism in Eukaryota, Metazoa, Chordata, Actinopteri, Cyprinodontiformes, Goodeidae.